AUCAGUCAUCAGCUGUUCGUUCUUCAAACACCAAUAGCAGUUCUAAGGUUUACACAGUUUCAAGAUGUUCAAGUUUACAGCUUUCGCCCUUCUUGUGAUCGUGGCCGUUGUCCAGGGUGCCCCACAGAUUCCUGGCGCAGAUAUGCCUGGCACGGAUAUGCCUACCACGCCUGGUCAGGAAAUGCCUGGCACGGAUAUGUCAAGUACGGAAAUGCCUAAUAUGCCAGAAACAAGCACUCCUGAAGCUCCUGGAGCUCCUGAUGCUCCAGGAGCACCUGCAGCUCCUGAUGCUCCAGCAGCACCUGCAGCUCCAGGAGCUCCUGCAACUCCUGAAGCUCCUAAUAUGCCAAAUCCAGGCAAUGCCAUUAGUGGCAUUGCAGGCGGUAUCGCUAGUGGCAUUGCCAGUCGCGUCAGCAAUCGAUCAUAAGCUGUUGAAUGGUUUACGCGUGCCGGAUAAAGAACGGUUGUUAUUUGUGCAUAUGUGGUUAUAAUAAAAUGGAAGAGU
Molecule: messenger RNA, 505 nt
Organism: Uranotaenia lowii
Lineage: Eukaryota; Metazoa; Arthropoda; Insecta; Diptera; Culicidae
Product: circumsporozoite protein-like
Exons: 2
Coding region: 65-427 (120 amino acids)
Source: RefSeq, a predicted model, not a curated record